Messenger RNA from Cavenderia fasciculata, 531 nucleotides. RefSeq lists its product as uncharacterized. The record is from RefSeq and is a predicted model, not a curated record. Bases 1 to 531 code for a protein of 176 amino acids. Gene Ontology annotation, molecular function: actin binding. The transcript has a single exon. NCBI's taxonomy places the organism in Eukaryota, Evosea, Eumycetozoa, Acytosteliales, Cavenderiaceae.
AUGGCAACUAGAGCACCACCAAGACCACCAAUGAUGGGAGGUAAACCCCCAGGUCCACCACCCCCACCAGGUCCACCACCCCCACCUGCCCCAGCACCUCCAAAGACCCAGGAGCGUUCUGCUUUGCUCUCUUCUAUUCACAAGGGUGCCAAACUCAAAAAGACCAAGACCAACGAUCGUUCGGCACCAGUCAUGGCUCCAGAUAAAUCUGGUGGCGGUGGUGGCGGCGGUGCCCCAAUGGGAGGCAUGCCACGUCCCGGUGUCGGUGCCCCACCAAUGGGUUUGCCAGGCAUGAAGAAACCAGCCGGCUUUGGAGCUCCACCACCAUCGGCUGUCAAGCCAGGUCCAGCAUUCCCACCAAAGCUCCCACCAAAGAUUGCUGCAGGUCCACCACCACCAUCGGCUGUCAAGCCAGGUCCAGCAUUCCCACCAAAGCUCCCACCAAAGAUCGCUGCAGGUCCACCACCACCAGCUGCUGCCGGUCCACCAAAAUUUGGUGCCAAGGUUGCUCCACCUCCACCACGUAGAUAA